AUGGGGGCACCAAGUGGCGGUUUAAGAGGCAGAAGGAAGUCAUCAACAAGGGGACACCACAGGUUUGUUGGGGUUAGGCAGAGGCCAUCAGGGAGAUGGGUGGCAGAGAUUAAGGACUCGUUGCAAAAGGUUCGGCUCUGGCUUGGAGCUUUUGAUACUGCUGAGGAUGCUGCAAGAGCAUAUGAUGACGCAGCUCGGGCAUUGCGCGGUGCUAAUGCUCGUACAAACUUUGAAUUGCCUCAGCCUGCACCAAAUUCUGGGCCUGGUGGUCGGGCUAAUCUUUCAGAAGUUGAGCGUUUCUCGUCUGAGGACGUUUGCGGGACGGGAACUGAAGCAGAAGGGAUUCUCGGUGCACUCAAAGCCAAGCUGCUUGAUGGCAAGGGAUUGCGGGUGCUUCCAUCUGCUAAUUGCUCUUCAAGUGUGCAGCCUGACAUGAUUGCGAAUAUUUCCCACAAAAACAAUUCUAAGAGAGAGCUGGCAUCAAUAGCUUCCAUUACUCACGGAGUUGGAACUGUCAACGCUAUUCAGGAUCCUGGUAGUUCAGGAAUAGGUAAGGGUGACCUUGUCUUAGAUCUUGAUCAUGGUGACAUGAUGGCAGGUCAUGUUGCGGCAGCUCAGUGGAGUCAACCAUGCCAAACUACAGCAACAGUAAACAUGGAAUGGCCUAGUGAACCUGAAGUCUCCUGGGCCACACAGAUGAACCAUAUUUCCGAUCAGGCUGCUUUGUUUACCUCUAGUACUACAAUUGCUACUUCUGCAUGGCCACUUUCUGCGACAACCCAACCAAGUUUUGAUUCAACGUAUCCGUAUCCGUGCGCCACUGAGCUGCUUAUGAACAAGAUUAGUCGAACGAUGACAACAAACAUGCCAUCACCUCAAAUUGAUGGACCAACAGAAGGUGUUUGGUCUGCUGAGCUGCACUGUGAUAAUAGUUGUUGGACUGGUGCUAAUAGCAGCAGUUGGGAUCCUUUUCUCUUGUAUCCUCAGUGUUAG
Populus nigra (black poplar) is the source of this 993-nucleotide messenger RNA. Its product is annotated as AP2-like ethylene-responsive transcription factor TOE2. Gene Ontology annotation, molecular function: DNA binding; DNA-binding transcription factor activity. The record is from RefSeq and is a predicted model, not a curated record. Lineage: Eukaryota; Viridiplantae; Streptophyta; Magnoliopsida; Malpighiales; Salicaceae. Gene Ontology annotation, biological process: regulation of DNA-templated transcription. The transcript has a single exon. The coding region runs from base 1 to 993 and encodes 330 amino acids.